GCGGCGGGGCCGGGCCGGGGUCACGGCGGAAGGGCCCGAGGCCUGUGCCCCGAGGCGGCGGGAGCGAGGCCUGGGCCGCGGGUGGCCGCCUCGCCGGGGCACGGCUCAGAGCAGGCCCCGAAGGCUCCAAGCGCGGCCCGGCCCUGCGGGCGGGGGCAGCAGAAAUGAUGGAAGAAUUGCAUAGCCUGGACCCACGAAGGCAGGAACUACUGGAGGCCAGGUUCACUGGAGUCGGGGUUGCUAAGGUUGGUGCUUCAAAUUCCCUCCCUACCCCCCCAAGUCUCCGUCCGUCAUGCUCCGCACUGGCAUUGGGUCCAUUAAAUAGUGAAUCUUCCAACCAGAGCUUGUGCAGCGUGGGUUCUCUGAGUGAUAAAGAAUUGGAGACUCCUGAGAAAAAACAGAAUGACCAGCGGAAUAGGAAAAGGAAAGCAGAAGCCUAUGAGACCAGUCAAGGAAAAGGCACCCCUAGGGGACAUAAAAUUAGUGAUUAUUUUGAGUUUGCUGGGGGAAGUGGCCCUGGAACCAGCCCUGGUAGAAGCGUGCCUCCUGUUGCCAGGUCAUCACCGCAGCAUUCCUUAUCCAACCCCUUGCCGCGGCGAGUGGAGCAGCCGCUCUAUGGGGUAGACGGCAGCACAGCAAAGGAACCGCAGGAGGAACACUCUGCUCUGCCAACGCUGAUGUCGGUGAUGCUGGCGAAGCAGCGGCUAGAGAAUGAGCAGCUGGCACAGAGGGGAGGUGGCCUCUGUUUUACUUUUGUCUCGGCCCAGCAAGGCAGCCCAUCUUCUACCGGAUCAGGGAACACUGAGCAUUCCUGCACUUCCCAAAAACAGAUUUCCAUCCAGCACAAACAGUCACAGUCUGACCUCACAAUGGAAAAAAUAUCUGCACUAGAAAACAGUAAGAACUCUGACUUGGAGAAGAAGGAGGGGAGGAUAGAUGACUUAUUAAGAGCCAACUGUGAUUUGAGACGACAGAUAGAUGAACAGCAGAAGAUGCUGGAGAAGUAUAAGGAGCGGUUGAAUAGAUGUGUAACGAUGAGCAAGAAGCUGCUUAUAGAAAAGUCAAAACAGGAGAAGAUGGCCUGCAGAGAUAAGAGCAUGCAGGAUCGAUUGAGGCUAGGUCACUUCACCACAGUGCGGCACGGGGCGUCUUUCACCGAGCAGUGGACAGAUGGCUAUGCCUUCCAGAACCUCAUCAAACAACAGGAAAGGAUAAAUUCCCAGCGGGAAGAAAUAGAAAGACAACGAAAAAUGUUAGCAAAACGGAAGCCACCUGCAAUGGGACAGACCCCUCCAGCCAGCAACGAGCAGAAGCAGCGCAAGAACAAGACCAAUGGAGCAGAAAAUGAAACGUUAACAUUAGCAGAAUACCAUGAACAGGAAGAAAUCUUCAAACUCCGUCUAGGUCACCUUAAAAAGGAAGAAGCAGAGAUCCAGGCAGAGUUGGAACGGCUAGAGAGGGUUAGAAAUCUACAUAUCAGGGAAUUGAAAAGGAUACAUAAUGAAGAUAAUUCACAAUUUAAAGACCAUCCAACGCUAAAUGAUAGAUACUUGUUGCUACAUCUUCUGGGUAGAGGCGGCUUCAGUGAAGUAUAUAAGGCAUUUGAUUUAACAGAACAGAGAUACGUAGCUGUGAAAAUACACCAGUUAAAUAAAAACUGGAGAGAUGAGAAGAAAGAAAAUUAUCACAAACAUGCGUGUAGAGAGUACAGAAUUCACAAAGAACUGGAUCACCCUCGAAUAGUUAAGCUAUAUGACUACUUUUCGCUGGAUACUGACUCGUUUUGUACGGUGUUAGAAUACUGUGAGGGGAAUGAUCUGGACUUCUACCUGAAACAGCACAAGUUAAUGUCAGAGAAAGAGGCACGAUCUAUUAUCAUGCAGAUUGUGAAUGCUUUAAAAUACUUAAAUGAAAUCAAACCUCCCAUCAUACACUAUGACCUUAAACCAGGUAACAUUCUUCUAGUCAAUGGUACCGCAUGUGGAGAGAUAAAAAUCACAGAUUUUGGGCUUUCCAAAAUCAUGGAUGAUGACAGCUACAACUCUGUUGAUGGUAUGGAACUGACAUCGCAGGGAGCCGGUACUUACUGGUAUUUGCCACCAGAAUGUUUUGUGGUUGGGAAAGAACCUCCAAAGAUUUCAAAUAAAGUUGAUGUCUGGUCAGUGGGAGUCAUCUUCUAUCAGUGUCUCUAUGGCAGAAAGCCCUUCGGUCACAACCAGUCACAACAAGACAUUCUGCAGGAGAACACAAUUCUGAAAGCUACUGAGGUGCAGUUCCCUCCAAAGCCAGUAGUCACACCAGAAGCAAAGGCAUUUAUCAGACGCUGUUUGGCCUACCGAAAGGAGGACCGGAUAGAUGUCCAGCAGCUGGCCUGUGACCCGUACUUGCUGCCUCACAUCCGCAAAUCUGUAUCCACAAGCAGCCCAGCUGGAGCUGCAAUUGCAUCAACCUCUGGAUCAUCCAAUAACAGCUCUUCAAACUGAGACAGAGGAAUAGGCCAAAAACAAACUGCUUGAGAAAUGGGCAAAAAAGACUUGGAGAAACAGCUUUGGAAUAAAGGAAUCUGCAAGGGUCUCAAGAUACCUGUACCAGGUGCUUUUUUUCUCUUGCUUUUUUCCAUCCAUAGAGCAUGACAACAUCAACUCUCAUCAAGAAAACCUUCGGCAUCUAGGCCAAGCCAUGUGGAUAGGAGAUGGCUUGAGGUUUAUCCAGUAAAUGACCACAAAAGGGUGGCUGCUCUGAGCAAGGAGGGGAAACUCAAGAACGUACAAACGACAAAGACGUGGUUCCAUGUACUGUGAACUUCUGAACAUGCAGCCUUGGGGAAUCCAGGACGCCGUGUGUGCUUCAUAUGAAGAAUGUGGACUUUGGAAAAAGACUGGGCUAGUCCAGUGUUGAUAUUUAAACAUUGUUCUUUUUCUUUUAAUAAAGUUUAGGUAACAUCUCCUGAAAAGCUCGAAGCACCAAGGUUCAGCUGGGGAUGGUAUAUGACUCUUUGCCCUUUGGAGGGGAAAAAAGUUGAUCCUGCCUGUUCAUGGCACUAGAGUUAGUGUUUUACCCCUAAUUAAUUUCAAUUUUUAAAAAAGAAAACGAAAAAAAUAACAUUUUUUUGGAAGAAAACAGUUUUCUGGUCUCAAAGUGAAACCCGUAUUAGCAGGCUCAUGGCAGUGCCCGCGCUGCAGAUGGUGCAGCUUUCUGCUCCCUUGGGAUGAGGGCAGCGAAGCUCACAGGACAUGAGGCCCUGUGUUGCUCUCCUGGGAUCAGAGUGGAUCAUGGCUCAUCUGCCACAAGGUUUUCAGCUGCUGCUUCACAGCUCUCACAACGGUUGCUCCUUUUUGACUUACUCAAGUGCUGUUCUUUUUGCAAACCCCUGACAUGCCCAGGACGUGCUCCCUGCUCUCGUGAGCAUGAGCCUUGUUGACUGGUGAAAAGGCAGGCAGUGGACAGGAAGGAAUGGGAGCACAGCUCAGUGACCACAGGUAUGAUCCGUGCUCACACAGUACUUUGCAUAGUCUUGUCCAUGUUAUACAAACCCCAAGCUGAAGCUUUAUCUCGGCUCAGUGAGGUGACUUGGCAGCAACGCUUCCUCUCUUCCUUAACGCUUCCCUUUUAAAACUUGCUGACUUUCCUAACUCGCUGCCCAUUUCAAAUGAGAGGGAAUGAGAGAAAGCUCUUGAAGGGAGCAGACACCUUAAGUAUUGCUCUUGGCUCCCUUCUGUAACCUGCCUAGCGGGGUCUUACCCCUUCAGCUGGAGCCUGCCUGCUGUGAACACAAGCCUCUUGUCCCCACUCUGCCCCUUUCACCACCCCCAUCGAAGGAAGACUGAAAACACACACAAAAAGCACCGCACUUGAACAUGUGGCAGCCAGGUUGGAGCGCUCUGAACAUGUGGCAGGAGCUCAGAGCCAGAACCAUUUAAAGAUGCAGUGUUGGAGAGCGGGGUUUGUGGUGGAGGGAGCAGAGCGGUGCACUACUGCAGUUCAGGGUGGUGGUUAAAACCCAAAUCACCCUGCGCACAUAUAACCUAAUACCCUGACCACCGUGGGGUGGACUGUGCUCUACAGCACCUCCAGGGUUGUCCCCACAGCUCCAGCAACAUGUGAGCUGUUUGGGACCCUUGGUGUUCAAGUGGUGGUAUUGUGGCAAGUGAUGCUCUCCAUCAUGCCCUUCCAGAGAGCUGCUGCUUGCCUGCCGUACUGUAAGCCAUUGUCUGCAAAUAUUAUGCUUAAACCUUGAUCAGGAACUUUUAGUUAACUGAAAAGCAGAGGAGUCUGUUGGAAUUAAGCAACGGACCUGGGAAGCGGUGAGAACUCCGCUGCUUUCGUUUUUGUUACUCUUUUUUGUAGUGACUCUUGGGCUUUCAAUUGGAUGCUCUUCACUUGCAGCUGCAUCAAGGUGGUCUCUAAACUGUCGUGUUUUCAACAAAGAAAUACUGCAUCUUUAAAUCCUCAGCUGUAAUUUCUUAGCCCUUUCCAUCCCUGCUGCUGUGUUGCAGAAGUUAACUGUUUAGCAAGCAGCACUUUGACAUGUCUGUGGCAGGCAGAAUCAGGGUUGAUGCUUCACCCCGUUUGCUGGAACUGAUGAUUUGGUGUCUGUCCACAUCAGGGAGGAUUCUACAAGGGUUUUUCUGUCCCAGCCCUGUUGUUCCAGGGACAUGCAGUGUGUGCUGUCCCUGUGCGUGUGAUGAGCUCUGUGUCAGAAGCAUUUCUUCCUGCUGUGCAACACCCACCCAGGGGCCUGGGGACAGCGUUGGCCUCUCCUGGGGCUGGCAGUGGUGAAGAACCCUGGUAGAAUUGUGCCUGUGACACCUGCCUUGUUAAUAUGGGUUUCACUUCCAAUAACAGACCCUGUUGCCACACUGUUCAUUUACUUCAAGGAAAGUGUAUGAAGAAUUUGUAACUUAAACCAGGCCAGACUGUUUUGGCUCUACCCAACAGAUGAGACAUGGAUAUUAAAAUAAGUUUUAAGAAACCCA
This is a messenger RNA of Neopsephotus bourkii (Bourke's parrot), 4976 nucleotides long. It is a transcript of the gene TLK2, whose product is annotated as tousled like kinase 2. The record is from RefSeq and is a predicted model, not a curated record. Gene Ontology annotation, cellular component: nucleus. Gene Ontology annotation, biological process: peptidyl-serine phosphorylation; chromosome segregation; intracellular signal transduction. Gene Ontology annotation, molecular function: protein serine/threonine kinase activity; ATP binding. NCBI's taxonomy places the organism in Eukaryota, Metazoa, Chordata, Aves, Psittaciformes, Psittacidae. Bases 165 to 2483 code for a protein of 772 amino acids. The transcript is spliced from 23 exons.